Messenger RNA from Callithrix jacchus (white-tufted-ear marmoset), 6413 nucleotides. RefSeq names its product myocardin related transcription factor A (gene MRTFA). Gene Ontology annotation, cellular component: nucleus. Gene Ontology annotation, biological process: positive regulation of transcription by RNA polymerase II; smooth muscle cell differentiation. Gene Ontology annotation, molecular function: transcription coactivator activity. Lineage: Eukaryota; Metazoa; Chordata; Mammalia; Primates; Cebidae. The record is from RefSeq and is a predicted model, not a curated record.
UACCUCAAAGUGCCAGUGAGAUAAUGGGUGUGGAAUUGCUAAGAAAAAGUGAAAUCAACUGAGAUGUUACGUUUUAUUGUUACUCCUAUUGCAUGACUCUCAGCAUCUACUGUGGUGCUGGAGUAUUGACAACUGUGGCAUUACACGUACUCUUCUACAACAAAUAGAGUUUUGGCAGGUGGGAGACAGCCCUUUGCCCUUCCUACCAUCUUCUGUGCAGGAAUCUUGAAAUAUAUAUUUAUUUUCCUAUAAAUACCAAACUCUGAGAACUUGUUUCAUUUGCAAACCCUCAUUACUAGAAAGACAAAGUAAAUUUAACAAAGGUCAGGUGUGGUGGCUCAAGCCUGUAAUCCCAACACUUUGGGUAGUUGAGGCAGGCAGAUGGCUUGAGCUUAGGAGUUCGAGACCAGCCUGGGCAACAUGGUGAAACCCCAUCUUUACUAAAAAUACAAGAGUUAGCCAGGGUGUGGUGGCAUGUGCCUGAAGUCCCAGCUCUUUGGGAGGCUGAGGUGGGAGGAUUGCUUGAGCCUGGGAGGUUGAGGCUUCAGUGAGCCGAGAUCAUGCCAUUGUACUCAGCCUGGCUGACAAAGUGAGACCGUGUCUCAAAAGAAUAGGAAGAAGAAGAAAAAACUCACACAGCAAAUUAUAGAGCCCGCAUAAGGACCAAGGAAUGACUCAACCUUCUCAACCUUUUAGGGAUGCUUUUCCCUUAGUUGCUAACCUUUGACCAGACUGUCUUGUAGUCUCAAAGUUGGAAUUUACCCGGUUUUCAUAAGUCAUUUUGAGAAUUUGGUUGCCAGAAGGGGCCAGUGAGAUGCUUUUGCCUUCCCAAAGCUGCAUUUAGCCCACACUGGCUGCUACACGUUGCCUGUUGAGUCAUUCCCACAGUUCUAUAUAGAGCUUUUCUGGCUUUUCUUUUAAACAUGAUGUUCUUGGAGUGAGAAAGGAAGGAAGUUUUUCUCUCUUGUGCAGUGUCUCCUUCACCCCAAAUCUGCAUUCCUUCUCUUUUCUAAUAAUAAAAUAUUGCCUUCAAUCAUUCUGAGAGUAUGUUCUCUAUUAAGGUCUGCUAGUGUUUGUUUAUCGUUUGUUUGCUAUGUAAGCAUUAAGGUAUUCGCUGGGCUGUUUUGCAGCAACGAGUUUUCACAUACAGGCUGAUAGUUAACCAGAAAAAUUGAGGUAUUCUAGAUAAACAUACCAAACAUGGAUUCUUAGUUUCCAGCUUUUUAAAAAGUCAAUCAGAUAUUCUGAAAGUAAUCUUAAUAUCAUUAUUAUUAAUAUCAGUUAAUUAAAGGUACUGUGGGGAAUAGUGUGGCUCAUGCCUGUAAUCCCAGCACUUUGGGAGGCUAAGGUGAGCGGAUCGUUUGAGCCUCAGAGUUUGAGACCAGCUACUCGGGAGGCUGAGGUAGGAGGAGCGCUUGAGACCCUGGAGGUUGAGGUUGCAGUAAGUCAUGUUUGCACCACUGCACCAGCCUGGGCGACAGAGUGAGACCCUGUCUCAAACAUACAAAAGAAAGUAAAUAAAAUCAAUUAACAUCAGUAUGCUGUCUAUUCACAGACUGUAUAUCUAAUAUAGGCACAAGUAAGAGGCUCUUUUAGGGGACUGACAGAUCUGAAAGACAGAUUACAGCUCCAGAAUGUAUUCAGAUGACUUUUUGAAACAGAUAUUUUAAUUGGAGUGGGGGUGGAGAAAUAGUUUCUGUAGUUAAAUAUUCAACUUUCUUAGCCUGUUAUCUAUAAAUACCACAGAUAAAAAAGCCGUUGGAAUGUUUUUUCAGAAAAUUUAUGUGGCUUACAUUUUGUAUAUCUGUUUAUAUGUGUUUAAUCCUCUUCCCCACCUCUCAUCAAUGGGUCAGUAAUUGGACUGCUUCUUUCAUGAGCUUGAGUUGUUUGGAUGGUGUUUAAUGUGUUGCACUAAACUGCAUUAACAGCAGUCUCUUAUAGUAGGAUUUUGAACAAAAUCUCAUCUUCUCUUCUUAUAAAGAGAGGAAAAAGGCAGUUGAUCUGUUUUCUGAAAGUCUCUUUAUAUAUGUCUCUCCCCUCCCCCAGAAACGAAUAGCAAGGGGAGGUGCUCACUCACUGUUCUAACCACACUUAGUAUGUCUUAACUGGAGAGCUUUUUGGUUUCCUGUCGGCAGUAAUUCAAUUCUGUGUCAUCUUGACUUGCCUAAAGGGUGGAUAAAUUGGUAACUGCACUGAGAAGGGGAGUGAGUUCUCACAGUCUGGUUUGAGCAUAAGGCAUCAGAUUGAAUUUGUGAAAGCUUUCCGUAGCUUCUCAAUACAGCUUUUUUCCUGUGACUUUGACUAUUCUUCAUUAUAUUUGUGGACUUUUGUUUCUGGAAAGAAUCCGUCAUGACUCUACUAGAGCCUGAGAUGUUAAUGAUGGCAGUACAGUCAGUGCUGCAGUUGAAGCUCCAGCAGCGCCGGACCCGGGAAGAGCUGGUGAGCCAAGGGAUCAUGCCGCCUUUGAAAAGUCCAGCUGCAUUUCAUGAGCAGAGAAGGAGCUUGGAGCGGGCCAGGACAGAGGACUAUCUCAAACGGAAAAUUCGUUCCCGGCCGGAGAGAUCGGAGCUGGUCAGGAUGCACAUUUUGGAAGAGACCUCGGCUGAGCCGUCCCUCCAGGCCAAGCAGCUAAAGCUGAAGAGAGCCAGACUAGCUGAUGACCUCAACGAGAAGAUUGCACAGAGGCCUGGCCCCAUGGAGCUGGUAGAGAAGAACAUCCUUCCUGUGGAGUCCAGCCUGAAAGAAGCCAUCAUUGUGGGCCAGGUGAACUAUCCCAAAGUAGCAGACAGCUCUUCCUUCGAUGAGGACAGCAGCGAUGCCUUAUCCCCCGAGCAGCCUGCCAGUCAUGAGUCCCAGGGCUCUGUGCCGUCACCCCUGGAGGCCCGAGUCAGCGAACCACUGCCCAGUGCCACCUCUGCAUCCCCCACCCAGGUUGUGUCUCAACUUCCGAUGGGCCCAGAUUCCGGAGAAAUGCUUUUCCUGGCAGAGCAACCUCCUCUGCCUCCCCCGCCUCUGCUGCCUCCCAGCCUCACCAAUGGAACCACUCUCCCCACCGCCAAGCCCACCCCCACACUCAUUAAGCAAAGCCAACCCAAGUCUGCUAGUGAGAAGUCACAGCGCAGCAAGAAGGCCAAGGAGCUGAAGCCAAAGGUGAAGAAGCUCAAGUACCACCAGUACAUCCCCCCAGACCAGAAGCAGGACAGGGGAGCACCCCCCAUGGACUCUUCCUACGCCAAGAUCCUGCAGCAGCAGCAGCUCUUCCUCCAGCUGCAGAUCCUCAACCAGCAGCAGCAGCAGCAGCACAACUACCAGGCCAUCCUGCCUGCCCCACCAAAGUCAGCAGGGGAGGCACUGGGAAGCAGUGGGCCUCCCCCAGUGCGCAGCCUCUCCACUGCCAACGGCAGCUCCAGCUCAGGCACCUCUGGGCCCUGUGGGCUGGCACGUCAGAACAGCACCUCGCUGACUGGCAAGCCGGGAGCCCUGCCAGCCAACCUGGAUGACAUGAAGGUGGCAGAGCUAAAGCAGGAGCUGAAGUUGCGAUCGCUGCCCGUUUCAGGCACGAAAACUGAGCUGAUUGAGCGCCUUCGAGCUUACCAAGACCAAAUCAGCCCUGUACCAGGAGCCCCCAAGGCCCCUGCCACCACCUCCAUCUUGCCCAAGGCUGGUGAGGUGGUGGUAGCCUUCCCGGCAGCCCGGCUGAGCACGGGACCAGCCCUGGUGGCAGCAGGCCUGGCCCCAACUGAGGUGGUGGUGGCCACUGUGAGCAGCAAUGGAGUGGUGAAAUUUGGUAGCACGGGUUCCACACCCCCCGUUUCUCCCACCCCCUCGGAACGCUCACUGCUCAGCACAGGCGAUGAGAACUCCACCCCGGGGGACACCUUUGGCGAGAUGGUGACGUCACCCCUGACGCAGCUGACCCUGCAGGCCUCACCACUGCAGAUCCUCGUGAAGGAGGAGGGUCCCCGGGCUGCAUCCUGUUGCUUGAGCCCUGGGGGGCGGGCAGAGCUGGAGGGGCGAGACAAGGACCAGAUGCUACAGGAGAAGGACAAGCAGAUUGAGGAGCUGACACGCAUGCUCCGGCAGAAGCAAAGGCUGGUGGAGCGGCUCAGGCUGCAGCUGGAGCAGGAGAAGCGAGCCCAGCAGCCUGCCCUAACCCCUGCCCCCACCCCCACCCCUACCCCAGCCCCUGCCUCUCUCGGCACCCCAGUGAAGCAGGAGAAUAGCUUCUCCAGCUGCCAGCUGAGCCAACAGCCCCUGGGCCCAGCUCAGCCAUUCAGCCCCAGCCUGGCUGCCCCAACCACCAACCACAUAGACCCCUGUGCUGUGGCCCCAGGACCCCUGUCCGUGGUGGUGAAGCAGGAAGCCGUGCAGCCUGAGCCCGAGCAGGUCCCUGCCCCCCAGCUGCUUCUGGGCCCUCAGGGCCCCAGCCUCAUCAAGGGAGUUGCACCUCCCACCCUCAUCACUGACUCCACAGGGACCCACCUUGUUCUCACCGUGACCAAUAAGAAUGCAGACAGCCCUGGCCUGUCCAGUGGGAUCCCCCAGCAGCCCUCAUCCCAGCCUGACUCUCCAGCGCUUGCCCCCUCCGCCCAGAUGGACCUGGAGCACCCACUGCAGCCCCUCUUUGGGACCCCCACUUCUCUGCUAAAGAAGGAACCACCUGGCUAUGAGGAAGCCAUGAGCCAGCAGCCCAAGCAGCAGGAAAAUGGUUCUUCAAGCCAGCAGAUGGAUGACCUGUUUGACAUUCUCAUUCAGAGCGGAGAAAUUUCAGCAGAUUUCAAGGAGCCACCAUCCCUGCCAGGGAAGGAGAAGCCAUCCCCAACCACAGUUUGUGGGUCCCCGCUGGCAGCACAACCAUCACCCUCUGCUGAGCUCCCCCAGGCUGCCCCACCCCCACCGGCCUCACCCUCUCUCCCUGGGCGUCUGGAGGACUUCUUGGAGAGCAGCACAGGGCUGCCCCUGCUGACCGGUGGGCAUGAGGGGCCAGAGCCCCUUUCCCUCAUUGAUGACCUCCAUAGCCAGAUGCUGAGCAGCUCUGCCAUCCUGGACCACCCCCCGUCACCCAUGGACACCUCAGAAUUGCACUUUGCCCCUGAGCCCAGCAGCAGCAUGGGCCUGGACCUGGCUGAUGGCCACCUGGACAGCAUGGACUGGCUGGAGCUGUCGUCAGGUGGUCCCGUACUGAGCCUGGCCCCCCUCAGCACCACUGCCCCCAGCCUCUUCUCCACAGACUUCCUCGAUGGCCAUGAUUUACAGCUGCACUGGGAUUCCUGCUUGUAGCUCUCUGGCUUGAGACUGGGGGUGGGGACGGGGCUGGGGAGUCAGGGUACUCCAGUGCGUGGCUCUCCUGCGUGAUUGGGCCUCUCCACGUGGUUGUGAGUCUUGACAAUCACAGCCCCUGCUUUUUCCCUUCCCUGGGAGACUGGAACAGAGAAGCCCCUACUCCUGGUUCAGGCCUACCUAGGGCAGAGGAAAGCAGCUGUCAAGAAGCAGCCCUGGCUCUCACGCUGGGGUUUUGGAUGCCUGGUCAGGGCCAGGGCCAUUUCAGCUUGACCUCCUUUUUUGAGGUCAGGGGGCACUUACUGGCUACAAUUUGGCUAAGGUAGGUAAAGCCCAGCCAGGAUGCUUCUCUUCUGGCCCAGGGCUGAGACAGGUCAAGGGGUGAAUCUUCUUCCUUUCUCUCCCUGCUUCGCUCUGAAGGGAGAAAUUAGCCUGGGCCGAUACCCCCUCCCCCCCGCAUUCCGGGUGUCUGCCAACCCCAGGGCUCCCAGCCAUUUUAGUGUCUUGGUGUAGUGUAACCAUUUAGUGGUUGGUGGCAAAAGUUUUCUGUACAGGUGUAUAUACCUCUAUAUUAUAUAUCGACAUACAUAUAGACAUAUAUUUUUGGGGGGAAGGAGAUGGAUGCAACUCCCUCCCAUCCUCCUUUCACAGAAGGGCCUGGAAGGCCAUAGCUCCUGGGGGCCGGAUGCAGGGUUACCUUUCAGCUGUGUGCCAGUCUGGUGCCCAGCCUGGCACGCAACUACCCAAGCCUACCCAUCACGUGUGAUUGACAUGUAGACACCCUGCCACAGUCUGUGCCCCACCUGCCCUGUUUCCUGGCUCCUUAUCAGUGCCACAAGGGCAGAGGUGCUUCCUGGCCUUCCUGCCAGGAGCUCUCCACCCACUCACAUUCCGUCCCCACCACCUCACUGCAGCCAACGUGGCCCUGGGACGGGGGCUUUGGGCCCGGCUUCACCCUGCUGUGGGGCUGAGAGGUGGCCUUGAGGUUGUGGCUACCUCCUGUCCUGGGGCCACUGGCUUCGCAUUCUGGCCUGACUCAUAGGGGAGUAGGGAUGGAGCCACCAAAACCAGUGCUGGAACAAACAAACACGGGGAAGGUGUGUGAACUUUUUAAAAUAAAAACAAAAACACAG